GCUUGCAAACUUCGUUUCGGCUCUCCCAUUUCUUCUUUUUCUGUUUCCUUUUACCAAAGAAAAAAAUCAACUUUUUCUUCUUUUUCUCUCUGUUUACUUUUUUUUUCGGACCGACCACGGGUUGUCUUUUGAUUAAACAAGGAAAUAAAUUUAUUAACAAGGAACCUUCUCAUAACCUCAUAUAUAUAAUGACUUUACACGAUACACGCACAGCGAACACAUCAAGGACUUCUAAAGGUUCCUCUAUAACAUCCUCUUCAGAACAGAAUGACAUUAAGAAACUUAAGUCGAAAUAUUCCGCAAAACUACCUACACUUAAAGUUUUAUUUGCUGACUGGUCGGACGAAGACCUUUUAUUUGUUCUGGAAGAAGCUAAUGGUGAUUUGGAUCUGACCAUCGACAGAAUUAGUGAAGGACACGCUAGUCAAUGGGGUGAAGUAAAAACCAAAAAGUCAAAGAAAGAAGCACAAAAAGCAAAGGCUGCCACUACAGGUGUACCCUCACAUAAUCAACUAAGCACCAUCACUCCUCCACCUGCCACCUCAUAUCGUGAUACUAAACCUUCACAAUCAAGAUCAUAUAAUGAUCGACCUUCUCGACCCGGAAAAGCGACAUCAAACACCUCACGUACACGCUCAACAAAACCAUCUACCGGUCAAUCUGCAUCUUGGGAUUCUCAGCCUAAACAAACACAAUUUAACAACGAUGUUUCUGGUGGUUCCUGGGCAUCUAUCGCCUCCUUAAAACAAGCAAAUGAUAAUAACGCAAAUGACGGUUGGAAUCCAACUGCAACUAAUAAUGACAGUUCUGUGACCGAUGAUUGGGGAACUUCCUUGUCCACAAACACUACUUCUAACACGAAUGCUAUGAACGCGAAUCCAGACGAAUCCAGCGAAGAACAACCAAAGACUUGGGCAAGUCUUCUCAAGUCAAAGCCUAAACCCGAACCCGAACCAAGCAACAGCACCACCGCCACCACCACUGAAAAUGCCUUUUUCGAAAACACCACUACUAAUAACAACACUUCAAGUGAAUGGGAUGCACCCAAUACCUCCGGCAUUAAUGAUAACUGGAAUGCAAACAAUUCUGAGACAACAAAGGAUGUUGAUGAAUGGUCUACUCCUGUACACGAAUCCGCUCCUGUCGAACCUUCAACAACCACCACUACCUCCGCACCUGCACAAGACGAAUCAUCAUGGGAUAAAGAAGAACAAAAGCAAUCCGAAACUGACGGUUGGGGUGAUUCUGCUCCCACUUCAGAGGAGAAGCCUGUCUUGUCUGCUACAGCUGCAUCAGAAACCGUCUCCACUACUACACCUGGAUCUCGCCUUCUUAAUCAAGAAGAACCUGUUAAAUUGCCCGAAAACGCCUCAUCUGCUAUCUCUUCUUUAGAUGUCAAGUUUGGGUCAUUAAACGUUGACGAAGAACCAAAGAAGACUGAAGAGACCCACAAGGACACCACUACUGCUCCCGCUGCUUCCAAUGUAACAACCGCUCAUGAUGAAAGCGCUGCUGCCGAUACUUCUGCUACAGCAGCUAGUACCUCUGCACCUUCCGCUUCCAUUCCUGCUGGUACAGAAACCAAGAAUGAAGCGACUGCAUCUGCUCCUAUUGCCGCUGGUACGAAUGAUACGUUUGGACAAACUUCUUCUGCUUAUCUCAAGCAACAAGAACCUACUGCCACCAGUUCUGCUUAUAGCCAGCAACAACAGCAGCCUGCUGCUCCCGUCAAUACUGCUCCUCUUCAACAGCCUCAACAACAACAGCAACAAUCAGUUCAUCAACUCAAUCAACAACCCCAGCAACAGCAACAGAUUCCUCAACAAUUUGGCAUGGAUCAUCUCACGUCUGCUUAUAGCUCCUACUUGCCAAAUCAACCCCCCACGGGUCUUUCUGGAUUUGGUAUGAAUCCUAUGAGCAGUUUGCCUGAUUAUGGCCUUUAUAAUACCGAAGCUCAAAGAGCUGCUGCCAUGGGCUACUACGAUCCUACAGCAUUCAGUCACUCACCUUCCGUAACAUCCGCAAGUGCUUACGGUACCCGUGAUAAGUAUAGCCAAGACGGUCUUCACAGCCAAACAGCGCAAACACAAAACAUGCCUCAGCAGCAAAUGUAUCCUACUAAUCUUCCUUACUACCAGUAUUAUUACAUGCCUAACCAAUUUAAUGCCUACCAAUCCGCUUAUGGUCAACCUUUCGUCAACAAGAGCAUGUACCCUACGAAUAUGUACCAACAACAACAGCAACAGCCCGGUAAGCCCUCCACCACGGCCGCUUCGGCUACUGCCGCUUCUCCUUAUGCUGGCGCUGUCGCAGGCACAGGCUCUGUCGCUUCUCCCUAUGGUCAACAACCAUCCCAACUUUAUAAUCAUCAAUAUGAUGACCUUCAACAAAUGGGAUUGAAGGAUUAUCAAUUGUCCAGCAUGUAUGGCAAUGCCACGGCUACUUCGCAACCCCAUCAACCAUUGCAAGGCUUCCUUGGUAAUUUGAACACGAAUGCUGCUGCUGCUGGUAUGGGAGCGAGUGCUGCUAAUACAGGUGUCGCGGGUGCUGGUCAAACAGGACAAGCUCAAGGCGCUCAACCCACAACUUCGCAAACAGCCGUCACUGGUGCCGCUGGUCAAGCAGGUCAAAAGACAGGCACUGCUGGUAAUGCCUCUGCAUCGACACCUCACCAACAACAUCAAUCAAACCCUCAACAACAUCAUCACCAACAACAUCAACAACCUACUCACCAACAACAGCCUUACGGUAGCAACUAUUUCGGACAACCUAUGUUCUCCUACGGUCAAUAUCCCCAUCAAUUUCAACAACAAAUGCCUCCUCAGCAACAACAACAACAACAGCAAUCUCAACAACCUUCCCGUCAACAACAAUACUGGGCUCAAUAG
Messenger RNA from Mycotypha africana, 2888 nucleotides. RefSeq lists its product as uncharacterized. The record is from RefSeq and is a predicted model, not a curated record. The transcript is spliced from 7 exons. Gene Ontology annotation, cellular component: cytoplasm; nucleus. Bases 189 to 2888 code for a protein of 899 amino acids. Gene Ontology annotation, molecular function: ubiquitin binding. Lineage: Eukaryota; Fungi; Mucoromycota; Mucoromycetes; Mucorales; Mycotyphaceae.